AUGGCGGACCGUCAAGCAAUUCAGCAAAACCUCAACAACCAGCUCUCAAAACUGGAUGACCCGGACCCGGAUAUGAGAUAUAUGUCACUGAAUGAUUUGCUCGGGAUCCUCAGUAGCCCUAGCUCCGCAUACUUAGCUCAUGACCAGUUCUCGGCCUCGCGCCUAGCCGACGGCCUUCUCAAAGCCCUGGAUGACCAACACGGUGAUGUCCAAAAUCAAGCCCUGAAAUGUCUCGGUCCGCUCGUUGUUCGACUACCACCCGAAAGUCUUUCCUCCGUCCUCCAGAAACUGUCAGACUUGACGGCCUCCCAGACUAUAGAUACCUCGGUCCCCAAUACCGCAUUAAGAACCAUCGUCAUGGCACUUCCCCGUCCUCAGACCGGUCAAUUACCCACCCAGGAGGCUUCCACGGCGUAUGCGGCCGUUUCAAAUGUUCUUAUCCCUCGCUUGACCGGCCCAACAAAGUCCCACUCAACCAGGCGAGGCUCUGUCGUGAAGGGAAUGUUAGAAAAGGACCCUUCCAAUGGAUUCAGCAGCGAUGCGAUCGAUGUUCUUAUUCAAGUCGUCACCUGCUUUGGACCGCUUCUGAGGGAAGCCGAAUUGACUGCCCUCCAAAAGUCAGUGAUGUCUAUUAUCGAGAAUGACACGGCAGGCACCGUGGUUACAAAAAGGGCGCUGGCAGCUAUAUCCGCCAUAGUUCUGCAUCUCUCCGAUAAUCAAAUUAGCUCUUUCGUGAACGAUCUCUUAAACCGCUUCAAUUCUCCCCAACUUAGCAUCGUGCAUCGCCGUCACUUGAUUGCCACAAUCGGCAGCAUCUCAAGGAGCGCUCCAGCCAAGUUUGGUCCUCACCUUCCAAUGUUGGCCCCAUAUGUGUUUUCGGCUGUUGGUGAGGAUGAGUUGAGCCAGGUAUAA
Messenger RNA from Aspergillus tanneri, 912 nucleotides. RefSeq lists its product as uncharacterized. The record is from RefSeq and is a predicted model, not a curated record. Gene Ontology annotation, biological process: protein ubiquitination; SCF complex assembly. The coding region runs from base 1 to 912 and encodes 303 amino acids. The transcript is spliced from 2 exons. NCBI's taxonomy places the organism in Eukaryota, Fungi, Ascomycota, Eurotiomycetes, Eurotiales, Aspergillaceae. Gene Ontology annotation, cellular component: nucleus.